This is a messenger RNA of Abrus precatorius (Indian licorice), 1530 nucleotides long. Its product is annotated as scarecrow-like protein 8. The transcript is spliced from 2 exons. Gene Ontology annotation, biological process: regulation of DNA-templated transcription. Gene Ontology annotation, cellular component: nucleus. Gene Ontology annotation, molecular function: sequence-specific DNA binding; DNA-binding transcription factor activity. Lineage: Eukaryota; Viridiplantae; Streptophyta; Magnoliopsida; Fabales; Fabaceae. Bases 1 to 1530 code for a protein of 509 amino acids. The record is from RefSeq and is a predicted model, not a curated record.
AUGGACGCCGGUUUGACCGCUGCAGUUCCUCAUGCACCCAACACAAACCCCAAGUACAGAACUCAAGUGCAACACCAAGAACAAGAACAAGAACAAGAACGACAAACUCUAACCCAGAAACGCAGGUUCGCUCAAAUAGAAACCCACAACAACAACAACAACGUUAACAACGACGAGGAGUUGACAGGGACAGGACUUGGGUAUUCUUGUUCUUGGGUUUCAAACGAUAACAAGACGAUGAUGAUGCAUCAACGCUUAAUGGAGAUGGAAAACCAGCUUCUAGGAGAAAGAGAUGACGAAGAAAGGGACGCGGCUUCGACGAUUACAAACUCAGAAGUGUAUCGGACAAUGGAGAGGCUGAUGGGUCCCACUCAAACUCCAACUCCCACACAGAACCAGAAACCAUUGACAUCAUCGAAGCAAUGGUUGAUGGAGGCCGCAUCCGCGAUUUCACAAGGGAAUUUGGAUGCUGCGUCCAAGUUCUUACAAAUCUUGGCGCUGAGAUCAUUUUCAAACCUCAAUUGGAAUGGGAAGAAUAUCACCAAUUCAGAUCAACGCUUCACGGCUUCCAUGAUUUCUGCCCUCAAAUCUCGAAUGCAACUUCCCCCACAUCUGCCCCAACAACUGUUCUCUGUUGAACACGCCGAGUCAACUCGUUUGCUGCUCCAUCACUGCUUCUGUUUCAAUGCAGCUGUCACGGCUGCAAAUAUCACAAUCCUCCAAUCUGCUUUUGACAUUCAAAACCAGAAAGUCAAUUUAUCUGUCGUGGAUUUCAAUAUUGGCAAUGGCAUGCAAUACGUUCAACUGCUCCAAUUAUUGUCUGUAAACGUCAAUGGGAUGAUCGCCGUCGUCAAGAUCACCGCCGUCGUCUUCGCUGAGAGGAGUUUCAACAUGUUAGAGACCAUGGUUGGCCCAUUGCUCAGACAACUAGCACUCGCACUCGGGAUUGUUCUUCUAUUCAACGUGGUGACACUCACCAGUGGAAUCGCUGAGUUGACUCGCGACUCGCUGGGUUGCGACGCAGACGAAAGGCUUGCGGUUAACUUCGUUUUCACGCUUUCUAAAGUCCCCGACGAGAGCGUUUUGGUGGGGAAUCCGCGCGACGAGCUUCUCCGGCGCGUGAAGGCACUCGCGCCAUGCGUGGUGACUUUGGCGGAGCAAGAGAUGAACGCUAAUACGGCGCCGUUUACAACUCGCGUGGCUGAGUCGUGUUCUUAUUAUGCCGCGCUUUUUGAGUCAAUUGAGUCUUACGUGUUCACAGACACAGUGCGAGUGAAGAUUGAAACGGGACUGAGUCGAAAGAUAAACAACACGAUUGCUUGCGAAGGAAGGAAUCGCGUGGAACGGUGUGAGGUGUUUGGAAAAUGGCGCGCACGCAUGAGCAUGGCUGGGUACGAGUUGAAAACCUCCACUGAGUCAAUUUGUUACCAACUCGCUCCUCCCGAGGGAUUCUCUGUCAAGUUGGAUAACGGUGCCGUUUUCUUUGCAUGGAAGGGAAAAGCUCUCACAUUCGCAUCUGCUUGGCAUUAA